Molecule: messenger RNA, 3253 nt
Organism: Cyprinus carpio (common carp)
Lineage: Eukaryota; Metazoa; Chordata; Actinopteri; Cypriniformes; Cyprinidae
Product: leucine-rich glioma-inactivated protein 1
Biological process (GO): myelination
Molecular function (GO): protein binding
Source: RefSeq, a predicted model, not a curated record
AGAAAUAACACCAUUGGAUAGCAGCUGGUACAUCAUGAUGCAAAAGAGGGAUUCUCCCAGGAUCUGAAGGAAUUGUUUAAGGCUUUGCCCCGCGUCGCCAAGGAAAAUAUUUCGGUCCGAUAUUUUUUUUUCUUUUCACUUUCAUUUUCACAGUUUAUUUUGUAUUUGUUCUCGGUUGUUUAGACAAAAAUAAAUUGGUUUAUUAUCAAAAUCCGCAUGCAACUAAGGAAAUCUAAGCCCGCUGGAUAUUUUCAUUGUAGCAGAACGAAUCGCUUGGAUGAGCGCCUGACACUGAGACAUAGACAUUCAUCACACGGACACAACUGAAGCGAGCAGCAGCACAGAGCGAAAACACCACAGCAGCCCGCGGCACUCAGGAACACAGAAUGGGAUAUGCACACAGGAGCAUAAGAGGAUGCACUUUUCUGCUCUGGGUCGCCACACUCCUUCUGUUAGCGGAGAGCAGAAGAGCCAAGCAGCCCAGAUGCCCCUCUGGAUGCACGUGCACCAAAGAUAACGCCUUGUGUGAAAACGUGAGAUCUGUGCCACACAGCUUCCCUCCCGAUGUCGUCUCACUAUCAUUUGUGAAGUCUGGGUUCACUGAGAUUGCAGGGGGAAGCUUUCUCCACACGCCAUCCCUUCAGCUUCUAUUGUUUACAGCCAAUUCUUUCGACUCCAUUGACGAAGAUGCUUUUCAAGGCCUGCCACAUCUGGAAUAUCUAUUUAUUGAAAACAACAAAAUCGAGUCGAUUUCGCCCCAUGCCUUCAGAGGUUUGAAAUCUCUCAUUCACCUGAGUCUUGCCUACAAUAAUCUUGAGACACUGCCCAAAGAUAUUUUCAAAGGAAUGGAUGCCUUAACAAAAGUGGACCUCAGAGGAAACAUGUUCAGUUGUGACUGUAAGUUGAAGUGGCUGGUGGAAUGGAUGUACAGCACAAAUGCAACGGUGGAUCAGUUAUACUGCAGUGGGCCUCCACCCUAUCAAGGGAGGAAGAUGAAUGACCUAGUGCCUCAGUCCUUUGACUGCAUUACAGCAGAGUUUGCUUUAAAGAAAACCCUUGCAUUUGAGUCCAUAUCUGUGGAGGCCUUUACGUUUGGGAAUGAUCAGUAUGUCGUAUACGCCCAGCCUUUCUCUGGAAAAUGCAGCUUUAUGGAAUGGGACCACGUCAACAUGGAGUUCAGGGCUUAUGACACCAUUGAGAGCACUUCCACGGUAGUGUGCAAGCCAAUGAUCAUCGAUAACCACCUCUUCAUCGUAGUCGCCCAACUUUUCGGUGGCUCUCACAUCUACAAAAUGGACAGCUCUGCCAACAAAUUCAUCAAAAUCCAAGACAUCGACAUCCUGAAAAUCAGAAAACCCAACGACAUCGAGACGUUCCGCGUGGACGGCGAGUUCUUCUUCGUGAUAGCGGACAGCUCGAAGGCUGGCUCCACCACGGUGUACAAGUGGAACGGCAACGGCUUCUACUCUCACCAGUCUCUCCAUCCCUGGUACCGUGACACGGAUGUCGAGUAUCUGGAUAUCGCAGGCAAACCCCACCUUAUUUUGUCUAGCAGCUCGCAGCGGCCCGUUAUCUACCAGUGGAGCAGAAGCCAGAAGCAGUUCGACAGACGGAGAGACAUUCCAGAGAUGGAUGACGUCUACGCCGUCAAGCACUUCAAGGUGAAGGGGGAGCUGUUUGUCUGUCUGACGCGCUUCAUCGGCGACUCCAAGGUGAUGAAGUGGGACGGCUCCAUGUUCACAGAGAUACAGACAAUGCCCUCGCGGGGAUCCAUGGUCUUCCAGCCCGUCUCCAUCGGCAACUGGCAGUACGCCAUCCUAGGCAGCGACUACUCGCUAACGCAGGUCUAUCAGUGGGACACCAAGAAGGGCCAGUUCGUGCACUUCCAGGAGCUCAACGUCCAGGCGCCCAGAGCAUUCUCGCUGGUGUCCAUUGACAACCGAGAGUUCCUGCUGGCGUCCAGCUUUAAAGGGAAGACGCAGAUCUACGAGCACUUGAUGAUCGACCUAAGCAGUUAGGGUGCAGAGAACCAGACCCUGACACAGACGAGCCUACAUGCAUGAUCUAGCCUAGCUUUAAUAAUAAUAAUAAUAAUAAUAACUCCAGAUGAAUGCCUCUCUAGAAACGCCCUUUGUGUCUUUUUCUCUGUUGUCACCAUCUGUUCUGCACUUUUCAUUUUCCCGUUUUUUUUGUGUCUCUUUCAACAAACGCUGUUGUUAACACAUUCUCAUGCUUGCCAUGUAGUCACUAAAGAGGUAGCCUAUAAUAAGAAAACAACAAAGGUCAAAAUCAGUUAACUGUUGACGUACAGUAGUAACAAUCUGCCAAAUGAACUGUUUACAUUUUUACAGCGAUGUAAAAAGACAUUUUUAACUUUUUUAAACAAAAUCAACCAGUUUAACCACAUUGGGUGUGAUAGAUUUAAAGCUUGUUUUGAAUAAUCAGAUUGGAAUAAACUUAGACUUAGAUUUCAGUUACUGAGGUGAAGUAAAUGUGGGAAGGAAGGUUAGUUUACUGGUACUUGUUUUUGUUAGGACUAAUAAAACCUUAAAAAAAAAAUACGAGCCUGCUUUGUCGUGAUGCAUGGAUUUUACGUGAAAGUGUGAAUCUAAUGGUUGAAACCUGUCAUAAAAAAACCUUCCUCUUAUCAGAAGUCAGAAAGAGCUUUAUUACCAAGUUUGUUUACACACACAACGGACAGGAGCUUCCAGUGCAGAAGAGGGUACGGAUAUAAUUUUGGUUUUAUUUUAAAAUCAAAAUAAACCAAAAAAUAUUAUUUGGUGAAACAUGACCUAAACUCCAAGACUCAAGAGUAUAUCUCAUGACAUUGACAUACAAGUACACGUGUGUGAUCUUUAUUCUCUGGAUUCAAACGCUGGGAAACGUCAUUGUCGUCCAACCGUUCUUCAAACGCAUUUUGUCUUCCUCUAGCGGCAGAGGAACGCAACCACCUCUUCCUUAGGACAAGGUUAAUGAUUUAACUUGUUGCUCGGCACCAUUUCUACCCGAAGGCAACCGUGUGUCAAGACGCGUGGUCAAGCGGACGACAUCGGGGUGCUUUGUCAUAAAGUUGACGAUGGGGACGUUGGGGAGGAAAUUGAGUUGCGAAGUCGAUCAGAAGUGCCAGUGGACGCGGAUGCUGACGCAGAAGACCGGGUUUGUGUGCCGGUUUGCUGUAAGAGAAACGACCCUGACCGCGAUGAGGAUGAGGAUGAUGAGGAGGAGGACACGGGGGCAAACACGGUUCAAAAAG